UAUUCUACAGUAUUCAACCAACGAUACUGAUCAAUGGCAGCAGCAUGGCAACACUGAUACACAGUAUGAAGAUUUUGAUUCAGAGGAGGAAAGCAAUCGAUAUUAUGAUGAGAGCAGAAAGUGGUUUUGGUCUUUCAAAAGAGAACGGUGGAUCCGUGCAGAGAACAGCAGGCGAGAAAGCCAGUAUGAUGAUCAACGAUAUGACAGAUCUGACUCGAGAAGAAGUCGCAAUCGUGAGCGAAGAAGAGAGAGCCAGGGUAGAAGACGAACAGACUACAAUGACCGAGCAUUUUAUGAUAAAUAUUAUCGUGAUUCUUAUGAUCGGGAUUACCAUCGUUGGGAGUCUGACUCUAGUGGGUCCAGUGGUGAUAGUCAGCGGCGUGGUUCUCGUUCAGGACGAUCAUCUCGGGCCGAGUCUCCACGUUCAGUUUCAACACGGUCGAGCUCGCGGGCUCGACGAAGUAACUACCGCCACUCGAAACGAACGGUCUACGACUAUGAAGAUUCUAAUCGCAGAGGCGAGGACUAUUAUGGUCGAAGUCACCAAUCAUCUCGUAGCUCAAGACGAUUGAGCUCAGGAAGUUACAGCUCAUCCACGUCAAACUCUCUGGGAGAAAGCAUCAAGCGGGAUGACCAGAACAAGCAACAACAGAGUAGUGCAAUCACCGCUGAAGAUACGGUUAAACGGAUAAUUACUCCUGAACGACUAACCCCGAAGCAGCAUACAAAACAUCAUAUUGUUGGAGCGUUUUCAACCGCCUCUCGAUUGAGUGUUGCUCCAGCCAGACAGGUCCUUGAUGCUGAGACUGCUGAAGUGUACUUGACUGAUGUCAAGAGCGAAGGAAGAUUCAACGAGGGGAUGCGCAAUUUCCCUGGACCACUUUGCAGGGGCAAAACCCAUAAACGGGAUGUUGUAAAGUAUGCCAAAGAGAUGGCCAUGAUGGCUUUCAACAACCAAAGCGAUUCUUUUGAAAAACGCGAGGCUGGCUACAUUCUUUGGCAAGUGUUGGCUGUUAUGGUCCAACAUAAUGGGGUGUACUUCAACACCGAUAUUGCCGAGGUUCUAACCUCGGACCUACCCGAAGAUUCUUAUACAAGACGGGAACAAAGUUUUUCCAGCUCUCAAAGGGUAUCCUUUGCAGCUGAUGGGCAAUGUCAUUCCAAACACGAUCAAGUCGCGACAUAUCGAGAGCUUCUCUUGGCUGGCAAAACACAGGAAGCUCUGGAACACGCAGUAAACUCCAAGAUCUGGGGCCACGCCUUGAUGUUAGCAUACCACACUGACCAGAAUGUAUUUUCGAAUAUCAUGGAAAGAUUCAACAGUCAACUUAAUGAGGACGAUUCCUUGUUAUGUUUGUAUCAGCAUCUCGGGUCUAAGCGACCUUCAAUUUUAGAUAAAAAGACAAGGCGAUGGAGAAAACAUUUGGCAAUCAUGAUUUCAAAUCCAUCCAAGUCAACCGCUAAAGAUAGCGAAAAUAUUCAUGCACUUGGCGCGAGCUUAGAGUCUCGUGGCCUGAUUGAAGCAGCUCAUCUUUGCUACAUAUUAGCAGGAGAAGGAAUUAGUAAACAGAGUGGCACAGUGUUACUAGGUUAUUCUUCGAAUGAAAUCCGACCAGAAUUCGUGGAUUUCCUGGCUCUUCAACGCACAGAGAUAUAUGAAUACGCUAUGAGCCUCAAAGAUGAAAAUUUUAUAAUAAAAGAUUUCCAGCCAUGGAAAGAAUUGUACGUCCAUUCAUUGGCCGAUGCCGGAUUCCAUAAUAAAGCAUUUCGUUAUUGCGAGAAAUUGGUAGAUGAUGUCUUGAAGCAUUCAACAUCCUUUACUAAAGAUAUGAUAACGCGACUUCAUGCGUUAUCCAUGAGACUUUACAGACGAGAAUUUAUUGCGCCGUUAUUAGAUAUGAACGGACGCCUGCAACAAUUGUUAGAUCUACUCAAGGAAAACAACGAAACCUUAGGGCACUCGUUCUUGUCUACCAGCAGCUGGCAAACAUUGGCGCAACAACUACCUCAGCAAUCGCAACUUCCACAGGAAAUGCCGUAUGAACACACGCAAAACAUUGAUAAUAAAGAAGUUCAAAAUUCCACUACAAUGGUACCUACAAUGUUUGUUCCUCAAACAAAUAGUGACAAAGUCCAGGAACAAGUUUUAUAUCGCGAGGACAACAAAGCUUCUCAGAGUUUUGCUCAAUUCGAGCCCACCGCUGCACCAAGUGGCAACAUGUCCUAUACCGGGGAAUUUCAAGCUCAAGAACCAGUACCAUCGCAAGGGAAUUACCCCUGCGGGGUUGCUCCCACCGACCAAACUCUUCCACCGGAGAAUUACCCCUAUGAAAAUGUCGCACAAGCAGUUCCGAGCAGCAUAGAGCACGAUGAAACAGGAUUACCAAGUUCUGGCACAAACUUCUACGAAGGGGACUCUUUUGAGCAUUUGUUACGGAAGCAGCCGAGUAAUGCUAGUGUUAACGCAGUCGAAACAAGUGGAAUUUCAGCGCCUGCGACUUCAGAUAAUAGUUUUGAUUACUACGCUCAAUCUAACUUCAGGGAAUCAAAUAUUGCGAAUGGCGCAAAGAAAGAAGAAACUCAAGCCCAGACCAAGGAAGAGAAGAAGACCAAAAAAGACGAUAACAAGAAGUCAGAGAAACAGAGUGGCGGGUUAUUUACGUCAUUCGGCGGUUUCUUGAAAUCUUUCAUUCCCAAACGCAAGAACGAGAUUAUCUUAUUCGGGGCAGAUUAUACCCAAGAGCAAAAUGAAAAAGCAAAAAAAAAGAAAACGCAGUAAAAUGAAAAACAGUAUAAAUACAGUAUUAAAUUUAUGUAAAUU
Molecule: messenger RNA, 2821 nt
Organism: Dendronephthya gigantea
Lineage: Eukaryota; Metazoa; Cnidaria; Anthozoa; Malacalcyonacea; Nephtheidae
Product: protein transport protein Sec16A-like
Exons: 19
Coding region: 860-2779 (639 amino acids)
Biological process (GO): autophagy; Golgi organization; COPII vesicle coat assembly
Cellular component (GO): ER to Golgi transport vesicle membrane; endoplasmic reticulum exit site
Source: RefSeq, a predicted model, not a curated record